Messenger RNA from Vespula pensylvanica (western yellowjacket), 3752 nucleotides. It is a transcript of the gene Sema2a, whose product is annotated as semaphorin-2A-like. The record is from RefSeq and is a predicted model, not a curated record. Gene Ontology annotation, molecular function: semaphorin receptor binding; chemorepellent activity. Gene Ontology annotation, biological process: positive regulation of cell migration; neural crest cell migration; semaphorin-plexin signaling pathway. The transcript has 11 exons. Lineage: Eukaryota; Metazoa; Arthropoda; Insecta; Hymenoptera; Vespidae. Bases 1233 to 3440 code for a protein of 735 amino acids.
UGCGAGGGUAACAGUCGUGCCGCGGCCUCCAAGAAGGGAGGUUGUUAUUGCGUCUUCUCCGAGUAACUCGCGUUGUCGCGCCAUAACACUCUUCUAACGUUUCUUAUCACGCGUGCUUUCCAAUUCCACGAUUAAAAAAAUGCCGAAUAGAACGAUGUCGUGGCAUCGUUAGAAAUAUAUUCGCUAUGUAAACGAAGUGUUACUUCGCGUUGAACAAAGUUUGUGGUGUUUCGAUGGGACCGAUGUGACGACAAACUUUGCGUCCCUUUGUUAUAUUUAGUUGUGCCCCGUACUCUUUCCUAAGUUUUAUUCGACGAACGAGAGGAAAGAAGAAGAGGAAUAAAGAAAUAUUAGACGAGUUUAAGAACGGCGUUUCAAGGUGUUACUUAAUAUGGCGGCGACGAGGAUCGGCGGGAAACGGAAGUAAGCGAUGGGAACAUGACGCGAAUGAACGAGUGUACAUCGAAGGUCGUUCGAAGGGUUUUUUUUUUCUAAAGAAAGAAAAAGAGAUAGAAAUAUCGUCGUUUCUAAGAAAAGCUUGGCGAUAGGGAACCAUUUUUGUUUUUAUGCUCACCUCUGGGAGAAGUCGAGACAGUAAAAGGAGAGUGGCUUACGAGGAAGAAACACGAAGAGACAUCGGAUCAUCCAAAAGAGGGAGAGAGAGAGAGAGAAGCGGAGGAAGAAUUCCUUUGUCCUCUGAGGCAGUACCGAAGGCGUCCAAGAGAAAGGAAGACAGAGUGAAAGAGGGGAUACGAAGAGAGCACGCGGUUGAGUUUUCAUCUCUCUCUUCUCCCGUGUGUAUACCUGUGCCACCGGUAAGAUUCCGUGCCUCGAAGCUAAAGAGAGAGGAGAAACAGAGGUCGUAGAAGAGAAUGAUAGACGGACAUGCGUGUUUUUAAUAUGUACUCGUUUAGUGUUCGUUAGAACGUUAUAAAUUGCGAAUGUCGAGAUAUUGCGUGUCAUUCAAAUUUCAUUCCUUAUCUCCAAACUACAAAGUGAUAUCUUAUUGAAGUUUAUUUCGCUUUUGGAAACUCGUAAAUUCGUUCUAAAUGGAUCGGUGAGAGAAAGAGAGAGAGGAUCUUUUUUAUUUGGUUUUCUAAUUCGUCAAAAAUAUUGUUCUCCGAUCAGUUCGAGUGCGAAAAGAUUUAGGUGAUACAUUUCGUUAUUGAAAAUUUCUAUAUACGAAAAGAAAGAAGGAAAAUAGAAAAAUCUGUGAAAGUUCGUUUGGAAGAAUGCAGAGACGAAGGUUACCGGAUACGAUGGCGUUGCUGGUGAGGGCAGCUGUUCUAGCAGCUGUCCUGGGACAAUUUCUGCCUAGCGGCUUGGCCAGCAGAUUGUUAGCUGCUGCUCAUCCUGGACAUGCUUAUUUCGAACAACCUUGCUGUGGACGAUCUCACCUGAGGCACCAUAAAGAACACGUACGAGAAUUCAGCUGUGGUAUGCUCUACUAUAGGACACUCUACCUGGAUAGUAAAAGGGAUGCUCUUUACGUUGGUGCGAUGGACAAAAUCUUCAGAUUGAAUCUAAGCAAUAUCAGCCACUCGAAUUGCGAGAGAGAUGCUCUAAAUCUGGAACCAAGUAAUGUUGCUAAUUGUGUAUCAAAGGGUAAAUCCGAGCAUUUCGACUGUCGUAACCACAUAAGAGUGAUACAACCGAUGGGAGAUGGCAAUCGACUCUACAUGUGCGGUACAAACGCACACUCGCCAAAGGAUUGGGUGAUUUAUAGCAAUCUAACGCAUUUACCACGACACGAGUUCGUUCCUGGUGUCGGGAUGGGUAUAGCAAAGUGUCCUUACGAUCCUGCUGACAAUUCGACGGCAGUCUGGGUAGAAAAAGGCAAUCCUGGUGAUUUGCCGGCCCUUUAUUCCGGCACAAACGCCGAAUUCACGAAAGCCGACACGGUCAUCUUUCGUACGGAUCUUUACAAUUUGACGACCGGUCGAAAAGCUUUCAGCUUCAAGAGGACCCUCAAAUAUGAUUCCAAAUGGCUCGACAAACCAAACUUCGUUGGAUCAUACGACAUCGGUAGCUACGUGUUCUUCUUUUUCCGCGAGACCGCGGUUGAGUACAUAAAUUGCGGUAAAAGCGUGUACUCGCGGGUAGCCAGAGUUUGCAAGAGAGAUACCGGUGGAAAAAAGAUACUGUCUCAGAAUUGGGUGACGUAUCUGAAGGCCAGACUGAAUUGCUCGAUACCCGGGGAAUUUCCCUUCUACUUCAACGAAAUACAGAGCAUUUACAAAGUACCAGGCGACGAUACACACUUUUAUGGAACGUUUACUACUUCAACGAACGGAUUGAUGGGUUCAGCAAUUUGUUCCUUCCACAUCGACUCGAUCCAGGAAGCUUUCCGCGGGAAAUUUAAAGAGCAAGCAACGAGUAGCAGCGCAUGGUUGCCUGUACUAUCAAAUAAAGUACCAGAACCACGUCCAGGACAGUGUGUGAACGACACAGAGUCUUUACCGGAUACCGUCCUCAAUUUUAUAAGAUCUCAUCCAUUGAUGGACUCUGCGAUCUCGCACGAGAACGAGAAGCCGGUCUUUUACAAGCGUGACGUCAUGCUCACGCGACUCGUCGUCGAUAAACUUCGUAUCGACUUUGUAGGCAUUGAUUUGGAUUACACGGUCUACUACGCCGGAUCCAGUGAUGGCCGCGUUCAUAAGGUCGUCCAAUGGAUCGACAACAACGGCGAGUCUCAGUCGAUCCUCUUGGACGUGUUUGACGUCACGCCUGGAGAACCGAUUCAGGCGAUGGAAAUUUCUAAGGAGCACAAGGCACUCUACGUCGCAUCGGAUCAUCGAAUAAAGCAGAUCGAUCUUGUAAUGUGUACACGCCGAUACGACAACUGCUUGCGCUGCGUUCACGAUCCCUAUUGCGGUUGGGACAAAGACAGCAAUACCUGCAAGCCAUACGAGCCAGGAUUACUUCAAGACGUAUCGAACAGCACGGCAGAUGUAUGCGAUAGUAGCGUGGGUAAACGAAAGCUCGUGGUGACGUGGGGUCAAUCGGUCCAUCUCGGUUGUUUCGUGAAGAUGCCAGAGGUUCUGGCAAAUCAGGAGGUCAGAUGGUAUCACUACAGUAAAGAAAAGGGUCGAUAUCAGAUAGCUUACAAAUACGGUGUCGGUGGUGACAAGUUCAUUGAGACUUCGGAAAAGGGAUUGGUUAUCGUUGGUGUGAACGAGCAGGAUGCUGGCAGAUACGAUUGCUGGCUCGGUGGUGCACUUCUUUGCUCUUACAAUAUUACCGUGGACGCUCACAGAUGUUCAGCACCGGCUAAAUCUAAUGAUUAUCAGAAGAUUUAUUCGAACUGGUGUCACGAGUUUGAGAAAUAUAAGUCUGCGAUGAAGAGUUGGGAACGGAGACAAGCGCAAUGUGUUUCGUGCCAGAAUGAUAGCAAUCAGAAUCUCCAUACGAACGAAGUAUACGGCACUCCCUUGGUCUGAUAGAACCAUUCGUUGGAACACACAUCAAGCCGAGAUUACGAAUAUCAGAGCGCGCUGACGAUGACACGAGAGGGUCGCGUUGGUCCAGCGACGAACACGGGGACGAGAGGCAGUGGCAGCAUCAACAUCAGCAACACCAGCAUCCAUAGUAUCGCUCUUAGCUUGCUACUGAUCCUCAGAAAUCUUCGAUUUCUCGAGUUUCUUCGUUCGAACGAAGAUAUUCGGUUGUCGAACGACUAAAAUCCGAAACGCAAUAAGAAGAGAAAAGGGAGAGGGAAGAAAGAGAGAGAGAAUGAGAGAGAGAGAGAGAAU